AUGUUAAAUGAAAAUAUAAUACGUCCGAGUACUUCACCAUGGAGUAGUCCUAUCUGGGUAGUCCCUAAAAAAGUAGACGCCUCCGGCAAACAAAAAUGGCGCGUCGUUAUUGAUUAUCGUAAACUGAAUGAUAUAACCAUAGGUGAUAGUUAUCCUUUACCUAACAUUACAGAUAUACUCGACAAGUUAGGACAUUCUGUUUACUUCACUACUUUAGAUCUCGCCUCUGGAUUCCACCAAAUCGAACUCGAAUCAAACGAUAUUCCUAAAACUGCCUUUAAUACUCCGUAUGGACAUUAUGAAUUUUUAAGAAUGCCAUUUGGAUUAAAGAAUGCUCCAGCAACUUUUCAACGUGCUAUGGAUAGCGUACUCUAUGGAUUACAAGGUGAACGUUGCUUUGUUUUUUUAGAUGACAUAGUAGUCUUCGCCUCUAGUUUACAAGAACACGAACAAAAGCUAUACGAAGUCUUCAAUCGACUUAGGAAAAAUGGCUUAAAAGUUCAACCAGAUAAGUGUGAAUUCCUUAGGAAAGAAGUAGCCUAUCUAGGGCAUAUAAUUUCUAGCGAAGGUGUAAAACCUAAUCCUGAUAAAGUUCACGCAGUCGAUAAUUUUCCAGUUCCCAAAUCAUGCAAAGACAUCAAGUCUUUCCUUGGCCUAACCGGCUAUUAUCGCCGUUUCAUUUCUAAUUUUAGUAGUCUAACAAAACCUUUAACUAGUCUCCUUAAGAAAGAUGUUCCUUUUGUUUGGGGUGAAACUCAACAAUCAGCCUUUGAAGAAUGCAAACGUCUCCUUACCAAUCCUCCUAUUUUACAAUAUCCUGAUUUUACUAAAGAAUUUAUUUUAACAACAGACGCUUCUCUUCAUGCGAUUGGCGCUGUUUUAUCGCAAGGGCAAAUAGGUAAAGAUCUACCUAUUGCGUAUGCAUCACGUACUCUCAACAAAGCAGAAUCAAAUUAUUCCACCAUUGAACGUGAAUUAUUAGCCAUAGUUUGGGCUGUUAAGCAUUUUCGUCCCUAUUUAUUUGGUAGAAAGUUCAAGAUCGUUACCGAUCAUAAACCAUUAACAUGGCUUUUCUCUAUAAAAGACCCUGGUAGUCGUCUCGUUCGCUGGCGUCUCAAACUCGAAGAAUAUGAAUACGAAGUAAUUUAUAAAGCUGAUUAUUCCCCGACUAUAGUCGUCGGAGGUGUUAAAAAGCUUACAUAA
Messenger RNA from Pieris macdunnoughi, 1203 nucleotides. The record is from the annotation of a GenBank genome assembly. Lineage: Eukaryota; Metazoa; Arthropoda; Insecta; Lepidoptera; Pieridae.